Pyrus x bretschneideri (Chinese white pear) is the source of this 669-nucleotide messenger RNA. RefSeq lists its product as uncharacterized. The transcript is spliced from 2 exons. NCBI's taxonomy places the organism in Eukaryota, Viridiplantae, Streptophyta, Magnoliopsida, Rosales, Rosaceae. The record is from RefSeq and is a predicted model, not a curated record. Bases 1 to 669 code for a protein of 222 amino acids.
AUGAACCCAAGUUCCAUGAAUCUCAACACAGUUGAACCUCUCACGGGUGUCAACUAUAAGAAGUGGAAACAGGAUUUAGAGAUACUUUUGGGUGUCAUGGAUAUGGAUUUGGCGCUAAGAACUGAAGAACCACCAACGCCAAAUGAAGGAUGCACUUCGAUCCAAAGAUCCAAGCAUGAAAAGUGGGAGAAGUCAAACAGAAUAUGCCUCAUGAUAAUCAAAAGGUCCAUGACUGAUGUAGUUCGUGAAGGCUUUCCAGAAGCAACUAAUGCAAAGGAGUUCAUGAAAUCGAUCGAAGAGAAGUACAAAGAAUCUGGAAAAACAGAAACUGGGAACUUGAUGAACUUGCUGACAACUAUCAGAUACGAUGGUGAAGGGAGUGUCCGUGAGUACAUUCUCAAGGUUAUGGACAUUGCAGGGAAGCUUAGAAUACUCGAGGUACCUAUUUCUGAAACAUUUUUGGUCCAUGUCAUCAUGAAUUCCUUGCCUAGUUCUUAUACUCAGUUGAAAGUAUCCUAUAAUGCACUGCAAGCAAAGUGGGAUGUCAAUGAAUUAAUAUCUAUAUGUGUGGGUGAGGAAGUGAGGAUUAAGAAGGACAGGGCUGAAAAGGAAAAGGGUGAGUCGGUGUAUUUUGUUCAAGACAGGCCAUAUGAAGAGAAAUUGUCUUAA